This is a messenger RNA of Choloepus didactylus (southern two-toed sloth), 1397 nucleotides long. RefSeq names its product aquaporin 5 (gene AQP5). The record is from RefSeq and is a predicted model, not a curated record. Lineage: Eukaryota; Metazoa; Chordata; Mammalia; Pilosa; Megalonychidae. Gene Ontology annotation, molecular function: water channel activity. The transcript has 4 exons. Bases 91 to 888 code for a protein of 265 amino acids. Gene Ontology annotation, biological process: transmembrane transport. Gene Ontology annotation, cellular component: apical plasma membrane; plasma membrane.
AAGAGCCAGCCCCCCGCCCCCGUCCCCGCCGCCGCCCCGACGGGCGACCCCCCCCGCCGCCGCUGCCGUCGCCGGGCGCCCGCGGCCACCAUGAAGAAAGAGGUGUGCUCCGUGGCCUUCCUCAAGGCUGUGUUCGCCGAGUUCCUGGCCACCCUCAUCUUCGUCUUCUUCGGCCUCGGUUCGGCCCUCCAGUGGCCGUCGGCAAUGCCCACCGUCCUGCAGAUCGCGAUAGCCUUCGGCCUGGCCAUAGGCACCCUGGUCCAGGCCCUGGGGCCCGUGAGCGGCGGCCACAUAAACCCCGCCAUCACCCUCGCCCUCUUCGUGGGCAACCAGAUCUCGCUGCUGCGUGCCGUCUUCUACGUGGUGGCCCAGCUGGUGGGCGCCAUUGCCGGGGCGGGCAUCCUCUACGGGCUGGCACCGCUCAAUGCCCGGGGCCAUCUGGCUGUCAACGCCCUUAACAACAACACGACACCAGGCCAGGCCAUGGUGGUGGAGCUGAUUCUGACCUUCCAACUAGCACUCUGCAUUUUCUCCUCCACUGACUCCCGCCGCACCAGCCCCGUGGGCACCCCAGCCGUGUCCAUCGGCCUCUCUGUCACACUGGGCCAUCUCGUGGGGAUCUACUUCACCGGCUGCUCCAUGAACCCAGCCCGCUCUUUCGGCCCCGCAGUGGUCAUGAAGCGGUUCAGCCCCACGCACUGGGUGUUCUGGGUGGGGCCCAUCGUGGGGGCUGUCCUGGCUGCCGUCCUCUACUUCUACCUGUUCUUCCCCAACUCCCUGAGCAUGAGCGAGCGUGUGGCCGUCAUCAAGGGCACUUACGAGCCCGAGGAGGACUGGGAGGAGCAGCGGGAGGAGCGGAAGAAGACCAUGGAGAUGACCGUCCACUGACCGGCAUCAGGCAGGGGCCAGCCCCUCAGCCCCUGAGCCACAGGGGGAAUAAAAAAAGAAAAAAAAAAUUGACAGCAAAGCUUCCUUCCCCCACAGCUGGGUCCUCUUGGCUGGGGAGGAGGUGCUGGCUCUCCAGGCUGCACAGUUAGGGAUGGGAGCAGGGCUCCGUGACAGGGUUCCCGGGGCAGGGGCGAGGGGCUGGGGUCUGGUGGGGAAGAGGUCUCUCAGGGACAGGGAAGACGGUGUGGCUGUGAGGUGAGACUCAGAGAUUAUGAGCACAGUGCCAAGCUCCCAGGCUGGGAAGGGGUGACCUUCAGUGUGCACCUCCACCCUCCCCAGCCCCAACUCAAGAGCCAGAGGGUUCCAAGCCCCUAGGACAGCAGAGGUGGACCCUUCUCCACAGCUCCUUAGGAGGGAAACAGACUGGCUCAAGAAUGGCCCCUUAUUUAUUUCUGGUCAAGGAUGAGUGGGGUCGGGCUGCUGGUGAUGGGGGUGGAGGGGUGGGGGCU